AUGGCUGAUUUCGCGGCCGUCAAGGACGAGAGCGAGCUCGAAAUGCUCGAGACAGGAGACGACGUGCUGAGCUUUGAUGUGGAGCUCGCCGCCGGCGACAGAGAGUCGAGCUUCCAUACCAAGAACGACCGGGAGGACCCCUUCCAGCGAAGCAACGUCGUCCAGCGAAAGGGAGCCGUCGAUGUCAAAUGCACUUGCGUCGAUAUCAUUCACGGUAGCUGGGGCGAAGACGAUGAUGACGCGCGCGCGACUCUGCUAGUUCUGCUCUUCCGCUUCGACCCGCGCCGGCGCGCGCGGCGCGUGGCACUGGCCAACAUUGAGUUUGUCUUCUUCGACUCCCAAGGCCGGCACCGCAAGAACCCAGAGGUCGCUUUCAUGUCGUUCGACGACAGCUUCAGCCUGGUGCCCACGCAGCGGACAGAAUCAAUGACGCGGGGCGCCGAAGGCACCGUCGGCGGCGGCCUCCUCGGUGCGGAGCUCUCGGGGACGGUCAAAUGGGAACACCGCGUCGAGGAGGAGACUACGGACGCUGCGCACGUCGUUGGAUCCAUCGACCGGCUGGGUGCGCCCGCCGGCCCGUCCAACGCGGCGACCUGGACGCUCAGGGAGAACGCAACGACCAAGAAGGGCGUACCCGCGGCGAUGCGUGUUGGCAUUGUGCUCAAGCGGUCCACCGACGACGACUUCUUCUGCACCGUCAAGCUGGAGACCGAGGUUGACCUGAAGACGCGCGUCGAGCAGCUCUUUGGGGGCCGCGACUCGGACGACCCGAUCCUGUUUCGCACGCAGCUGCCUCCCACCAACAAAUUAAUGAAAUACAAUGUUGAUAAUCUUGGGGAUUUCGACCUGUCUCUGGUCGAAGAUGUGACGGUUACCACGGUGAAGAGCGGAGUUGUCAAGGAGCAGUAA
This is a messenger RNA of Colletotrichum truncatum, 909 nucleotides long. RefSeq lists its product as uncharacterized. The record is from RefSeq and is a predicted model, not a curated record. Lineage: Eukaryota; Fungi; Ascomycota; Sordariomycetes; Glomerellales; Glomerellaceae.